Messenger RNA from Strongyloides ratti, 1680 nucleotides. RefSeq names its product Transcription factor AP-2. The coding region runs from base 1 to 1680 and encodes 559 amino acids. NCBI's taxonomy places the organism in Eukaryota, Metazoa, Nematoda, Chromadorea, Rhabditida, Strongyloididae. The transcript is spliced from 3 exons. Gene Ontology annotation, cellular component: nucleus. The record is from RefSeq and is a predicted model, not a curated record. Gene Ontology annotation, molecular function: DNA-binding transcription factor activity, RNA polymerase II-specific; RNA polymerase II transcription regulatory region sequence-specific DNA binding. Gene Ontology annotation, biological process: regulation of cell population proliferation; regulation of transcription by RNA polymerase II; anatomical structure development.
AUGCCUAUUAAGGUCAACAAAAAUGUUGAUGAUAAAAAAUCUAAAAAAGAUAAAGUUCUUAUAAAUGGUGCUGCUGUUAGAAAUAAUAUUCAAGUACUAGAGUAUUCCAGAACAUUACAAGCGUUGUUGGCAGGUUUGGCUGCUGGAAUUAUGGGUCUACAGUCAUUUGGAGGUGUAGCUCUUUAUUUUAUCACGUUAUUUAUUCAGAGUGGAUUGUGGUAUGCUAAAGCGGACUUUAAGACACAUCAAUUUUUCCUUCAGAAUCACCAUCUUGUGACACAUUCAAUUGUUGGAGGAUUUUUUACUUAUAUUUUAGCAAUGUCUACAACAAUUAAUAAUGACAGUUCAGAAAAUUUAUUACAAAAAAUACUUUCAUUAUCACAAAGUAUUACAUCAUCAAAUGAUUCAAAUAAUACUAGUGAUAUUGAAAAUAUGGUUAGUUGCAUGAAUAAUAAAGAUACUUAUGACAAUAAAAAUGGUAGUAAACUUAGUUCAAUAAUUGAAAAUUUGAAUUCACCUAAAACAUUUUUACCAAAAGAAGGUGAGGAAGCUACAAGAAAAAGAUCUCUUGCAAUUCAAGAACUUCUUGCAAAUAAGAAAGCACGUUUAGAAAAUGCUAAAUCACAACCAAUUUCUAUUACAUCAUUAUGCGAUAUUUUUUCUCAAGAUAAAUGUGGUGAUUCAAAUACAAUUUCUAGUGCUGAUACUGAGUCAAAUGAUGGAUCAGAUAUAUCACAAAAAGAAUUACUUCAAAAUGUUAACAAUUUAGCUUUAACAAAUAUAUUACAAAAUACAAAUGAUAUUAAUCCACAAGAAUUUUUAGCUAAAUUAUUUAGUAGUAAUGAACAGGUAAAACAAGUAUCGACAAGUAGUAAUACAACAUUACAAACAUCAUAUACAUCAACACCGGGAGUUAGUAUAACAGAUGAUAAUGGUGUACUAAGAUAUCCAGAUGUAAAUGUUUCUGAAGAUGUUAUAUUUGCUAAAGUUCCUGGAAGAUUAAGCCUUCUUGCUAAUUGUAAAAAAUAUGAAGUAUCUGUUGGUGAAAUUAAACGUCGUCUUCUUGGACCAGAAUGUUUUAAUUUUUCACUUUUAGGUGCUCUUCUUCGUAGAGCAAAACUUCCUCAAAAGUCAGAUGAAUUAGUAUCUGACCUUGCCAAAAUUGGUCUUUCUAUUGCUAGAGGUCGUCGUAGACAUAGUAAUCUUACCUUAAUGUCUGCAUUAUGUGAAACAGAGGCUUUAAAAUUGGCAAAAGAUUUAGGAAGAACAACUAAGAUACAUUUUCCAUCUAAAACAAUUGCAGAAGAUGCUUAUAAAAGAUUUUCUCUUCUUCCUGACCCCGAUAAUAAACUUAGAGAAGAAAGAAUUAAAAAAAUGAAAAAUGCAAUAGAAGUGUUUCAGGAGAUGUCAGAGUAUAUGUUAUCUGAUCGUAGUCCAAUUUUAGAUCAUGAAACAACACCUAUUUUACCUCCAGAUAUUCAAAGUAAAUUUACAAAUUAUUCCAUGUUAACACAUGGAUUAGGGGUACCAGUUCUUCUAAUUGGUCUUCAAUCAGCUAUGGAUUAUGUCACUUCCUCAUUAUCAUUUUUUGAAGGUUUAAAUUGUACAAAUAACAUAGAUUUGACAGCUAACAUUACUACCAAUAAUAUUAAUAAUAAAAAAGAAGAAGGUACUAUUUAG